Molecule: messenger RNA, 873 nt
Organism: Suillus plorans
Lineage: Eukaryota; Fungi; Basidiomycota; Agaricomycetes; Boletales; Suillaceae
Exons: 9
Coding region: 108-635 (175 amino acids)
Molecular function (GO): calcium ion binding; calcium-dependent protein serine/threonine phosphatase regulator activity
Source: RefSeq, a predicted model, not a curated record
AGCUUGCCCUUACCUCUCAUCACCGAGCACAAGAUCUAACCGAACCGACUUGAUAUAUCCCAUCCUUGUUAUACAAUCACAUAGAUUGCCCAGUUUAAUUAGGAGCCAUGGGUCAAACACCGUCACAGUUCAUGGAGGACAUGCAGAAGCGGUCCAACUUCACAUCCGCUGAGCUGGAAAGAUUGAAGAAACGCUUUAUGAAGCUAGACAGUGAUGGCUCAGGCUCCAUAGAUCGCGAAGAAUUUCUGCAAAUACCACAAAUAGCUACCAACCCAUUAGCCUCAAGGAUGAUCGCAAUCUUUGACGAAGAUGGAGGAGGGACCGUGGAUUUCCAAGAAUUCGUGGGUGGAUUGAGCGCAUUUAGCAGUCGAGGAGGGCGAGAAGAGAAGCUACGAUUCGCUUUCAAAGUUUAUGAUGUGGAUCGAGAUGGUUUCAUCUCCAAUGGAGAGCUGUUUCUGGUAUUGAAAAUGAUGGUUGGGAACAAUCUUAAGGACCAACAGCUGCAGCAGAUAGUUGACAAGACGAUCAUGGAAGGCGAUCUAGAUCGUGACGGAAAACUUAGCUUCGAAGAGUUUGCCCAGAUGGUGUCAAACACGGACAUUGUCAAGCAGAUGACGCUUGAAGACCUUUUCUGACAGCUUCAGCGCCGACGGACAUUCACGCCCCCUCAUACCCCCGCUGUGUCCGUCACGGUCGUCUGUUGCAUAAUUAUCCAUUUCCCAUAUAGUGGCAACUUACAUGUAGUAUCGCCUUUCUUGUACACUAUGUCUUCGGUCUCAGAUCACCCUAACACAAAUCACGAACUCGAAUGACCACCUGAAUAAACUACCUGAAUCAAAUUACAAGCGUGAAUGUAAAACCCGUAAAUCAGGU